GAACGUCAGCGUGAGCAGAGGAGACGAAAGGUGGUUGCUCAGGGAGGGCACGUGACCUGACAGACUGAGGCCCCACAUUAACUUUUCGCGGCCAGGAUUUCUGUCAACGGCGAGCACCUUGGUGGACAGCCAAACAGCCAACACGCAGGAGUGCUUGCUUCUUGUUGUCCCACCACACACUCCCACUGCCUGCCCAACAUGCAGCCCACGAGGUGCCUGCUCAAGCGCUCGGUCUGGAAAGGCCCGCACAUUGUCCCACUCCCUAUUGUACGGCCCGAGCCAGGACAAAAGAUUGCCCCGAUCCGGACCCAGGCCCGGUCGGCCACCAUUCUCCCCAACUUCGUGGGGCUCAAGUUCCAGGUGCACAACGGCAAGGUCUACCAUGACGUGACCAUUACCGAGGAGAUGGUGGGACAUAAGCUCGGCGAGUUUUCAACGACCCGAAAACCAUUCAUCUGGGGCAAGAAGAAAUAGAAGAUUGCGCUCCCGUUUGGGACGUGAUGAUACCCUGUACAACUGCUGUAUCAAUAGCACGGAGCGGCACCGUUUAUGUCGCAGGCCAAGCAGAAGAACUGGCGAGCCAACAUCCUGCUGGCAUCAUCGCCAAGGAUUAACUUCGGCCUGGCCAAGUAUAUGAGGAAGAAGAAGGGUCAAGAGAACCGCAGAACCAAAUAAUAAACCUUUCGCUUGUAAGCAAUCAA
Messenger RNA from Podospora pseudopauciseta, 701 nucleotides. RefSeq names its product mitochondrial ribosomal small subunit component (gene RSM19). Gene Ontology annotation, cellular component: cytosolic small ribosomal subunit; mitochondrial small ribosomal subunit; ribosome. Gene Ontology annotation, molecular function: RNA binding; structural constituent of ribosome. Bases 199 to 474 code for a protein of 91 amino acids. Lineage: Eukaryota; Fungi; Ascomycota; Sordariomycetes; Sordariales; Podosporaceae. The record is from RefSeq and is a predicted model, not a curated record. The transcript has 4 exons. Gene Ontology annotation, biological process: translation; ribosomal small subunit assembly.